AUGGACACAGCCAACACCGCAGAAAAUGGUCCAGAGCCACAGGCAUCUCCAGAGGAUGCUAGCGCAGACAACGAAUACACCCGCCCAGCCACAGGCAAAUUCCGCUUCAAAUCCUCCACAUCCAAAUCCAAGUCCAAGUCUCACCGCGACGAACCAUACGAUACCCACCAUCGCCGCCAUCACCGGCAUUCCCACCGCCACCACCGCUCCAAACGACACCAAUCCAAGCGCUCGCCCUCCCCCGGGCCCCAAGACAACCCAUCCCGCCUCUCGCCCGACACCGCCUUCCGCGAGUCCCUCUUCGACGCACUCGGCGACGAUGAAGGCGCCGCAUACUGGGAGUCCGUAUACGGACAGCCGAUCCACAAGUACGCAGUCCCAUCCGUACCCAAGGGCCCAGACGGCGAGCUGGAGCAGAUGUCCGAGGAGGAGUACGCGGCGUACGUGCGCAGUCGGAUGUGGGAGCGGACAAGGGAGGGGAUUCUAGAAGAGCAGGAGCGCCUGCGCGCCGAGAGGGCGCGGCAGAAGCGACGCGAGGAGCAAAGCGAACAGAGCCAGCGCGAGAGGAUGCGGUUCGAGCGCGCGAUGGAGGAAAGUCUACAGCGCGGCCGGGAGCGACGGCGGCUCAAGGCGUGGAAGACGAUCUGGGACGAGUAUAGGCGUUCCUGGGAGGAGGUUAACCGGGAGGUUGGCGGGGGUGCGAGCGAGCGCAGGCCAUUCCGAAAUCUGGUCUUUUGGCCUGUUGAGUCGGGGAAACGGAGGGAUGUUUCGCGCGAAGCUGUGGAGGAGUUUAUGCGCCAUGCGCCAGUGGAGGCUUCGGGGGUGGGAGACGGUGGUCGGGCGGACAGCACGGCUGGCCUGCUUGCGGUGCUCAAGUCUGAGCGGAUACGCUGGCAUCCGGAUAAGAUCCAGCAUCGGUAUGGUGCGCUGGGGAUCGACGAAAGUGUGAUGUGCAGUGUGACCGAGGUCUUUCAGAUCAUCGAUCAUAUGUGGAAUGAGACGAGGGCGAAGCAGUCGUAG
Messenger RNA from Aspergillus thermomutatus, 1020 nucleotides. RefSeq lists its product as uncharacterized. The transcript has a single exon. The record is from RefSeq and is a predicted model, not a curated record. NCBI's taxonomy places the organism in Eukaryota, Fungi, Ascomycota, Eurotiomycetes, Eurotiales, Aspergillaceae. The coding region runs from base 1 to 1020 and encodes 339 amino acids. Gene Ontology annotation, biological process: canonical NF-kappaB signal transduction.